Carlito syrichta (Philippine tarsier) is the source of this 3151-nucleotide messenger RNA. RefSeq names its product microtubule affinity regulating kinase 3 (gene MARK3). Gene Ontology annotation, cellular component: cytoplasm; plasma membrane. The transcript is spliced from 18 exons. Gene Ontology annotation, biological process: intracellular signal transduction; protein phosphorylation. The coding region runs from base 148 to 2541 and encodes 797 amino acids. Gene Ontology annotation, molecular function: protein serine/threonine kinase activity; ATP binding. Lineage: Eukaryota; Metazoa; Chordata; Mammalia; Primates; Tarsiidae. The record is from RefSeq and is a predicted model, not a curated record.
GAUCUAGACGGCCGUAGGGGGAGGGGAACCGCCCUCCCCGUGGCGCGGCUCCAGAACUGCAAGGGACUCGAGGACGUUGCUCGCUGGCCUCCCAGGGCUGCUGUUUUGUUUCCACCUUCGCCUUGUGCAGAAUUAAAGUGCAGUAAAAUGUCCACUAGGACCCCAUUGCCAACGGUGAAUGAACGAGACACUGAAAAUCAUACAUCACAUGGAGAUGGGCGUCAAGAAGUUACCUCUCGCUCCAGCCGCUCUGGAGCUCGGUGUAGAAACUCUGUAGCCUGUGCAGAUGAACAACCACACAUCGGAAACUACAGACUGCUAAAAACAAUCGGCAAGGGGAAUUUUGCAAAAGUGAAAUUGGCAAGACAUAUCCUUACAGGCAGAGAGGUUGCAAUAAAAAUAAUUGACAAAACUCAACUGAAUCCAACAAGUCUACAAAAGCUGUUCAGAGAAGUCAGAAUAAUGAAGGUUUUAAAUCAUCCAAACAUAGUGAAGUUAUUUGAAGUCAUUGAAACCGAAAAAACACUAUAUCUGAUCAUGGAAUACGCAAGCGGCGGUGAAGUAUUUGACUAUUUGGUUGCACAUGGAAGAAUGAAAGAAAAAGAAGCAAGAGCUAAAUUUAGACAGAUCGUGUCUGCAGUCCAAUAUUGUCACCAAAAACGGAUUGUUCACAGAGACCUCAAGGCUGAAAAUCUAUUGUUAGAUGCCGACAUGAAUAUUAAAAUAGCCGACUUCGGUUUUAGCAAUGAAUUUACUGUUGGCAGUAAACUCGACACAUUUUGUGGCAGCCCUCCUUACGCAGCCCCCGAGCUCUUCCAGGGCAAGAAAUAUGACGGGCCGGAGGUCGAUGUGUGGAGUCUCGGUGUUAUUUUGUACACGCUCGUCAGUGGCUCGCUUCCCUUUGAUGGGCAAAACUUGAAGGAGCUAAGGGAGAGAGUAUUGCGAGGGAAAUACAGAAUCCCUUUCUACAUGUCUACAGACUGUGAAAACCUUCUCAAACGUUUCCUGGUGCUAAAUCCAAUUAAACGAGGCACUCUAGAGCAAAUCAUGAAGGACAGAUGGAUCAAUGCAGGGCAUGAGGAAGAUGAACUUAAACCAUUUGUUGAACCAGAACUAGACAUCUCAGACCAGAAAAGAAUAGACAUUAUGGUGGGAAUGGGAUACUCACAAGAAGAAAUUCAAGAAUCGCUUGGCAAAAUGAAAUAUGACGAAAUCACAGCUACAUAUUUAUUGCUGGGGAGAAAAUCUUCAGAGCUGGAUGCUAGUGAUUCCAGUUCUAGCAGCAAUCUUUCACUUGCUAAGGUUAGGCCAAGCAGUGAUCUCAACAACAGUACUGGCCAGUCUCCUCAUCACAAAGUGCAGAGAAGUGUUUCUUCAAGCCAGAAGCAGAGACGAUACAGUGAUCAUGCUGGGCCAGCUAUUCCUUCGGUGGUAGCAUAUCCAAAAAGGAGUCAGACCAGCACUACAGACAGUGACCUCAAAGAAGAUGGAAUUUCCUCCCGGAAAUCAGGUGGCACUGCUGUUGGAGGAAAGGGAAUCGCUCCAGCCAGUCCCAUGCUUGGGAAUGCAAGUAAUCCCAAUAAGGCGGAUAUUCCCGAACGCAAGAAAAGUUCGACUGUUUCUAGUAGUAACACAGCAUCUGGUGGAAUGACACGGCGAAAUACUUAUGUUUGCAGUGAGAGAACUACAGCCGAUAGACACUCAGUGAUUCAGAAUGGCAAAGAAAACAGCCUGAUGGAAAUGUUCGCUUACGCAACUAGCCCUGCUUCAGUUUGUACCAUAUCUUCUACCUGUCGGCUGAGACAUCAGAAGUCGAUGUCUGUGUCAGCCUCUGGGCACCCCAUGAUGAUGUUACCUCUGAUAGACAGCGCAGGAAAUAACUUCAAGGCUAUCACUAUUCCUGAUCAAAGAACUCCAGUUGCUUCAACACACAGUAUUAGCAGUGCAGCCACUCCAGAUCGAAUACGCUUCCCACGAGGUACUGCCAGUCGUAGCACUUUCCACGGCCAGCCCCGGGAGCGGCGAACUGCAACAUAUAACGGCCCCCCUGCCUCUCCCAGCCUGUCCCAUGAAGCCACACCAUUGUCCCAGACUCGAAGCCGAGGCUCCACUAAUCUUUUUAGUAAAUUAACUUCAAAACUCACAAGGAGGCUUCCAACUGAAUAUGAGAGGAACGGGAGAUAUGAGGGCUCCAGUCGCAAUGUGUCUGCUGAGCAAAAGGAUGACAGCAGAGAAGCCAAGCCUCGUUCGCUGCGCUUCACUUGGAGCAUGAAGACCACUAGUUCCAUGGACCCCGGCGACAUGAUGCGGGAAAUCCGCAAAGUGCUGGACGCCAAUAACUGCGACUAUGAGCAGAGAGAGCGCUUUUUGCUCUUUUGUGUCCAUGGUGACGGGCAUGCUGAGAACCUGGUCCAGUGGGAGAUGGAAGUCUGCAAGCUGCCAAGACUGUCUCUGAAUGGGGUCCGGUUUAAGCGGAUAUCGGGAACAUCAAUAGCCUUCAAAAAUAUUGCUUCGAAAAUUGCCAAUGAGCUCAAGCUGUAACCCAGUAAUUAUGGUGUAAAUUAAAUAACAAUUAAAGUGCUUUCCCAAACACUGAUGGAAAUGUAUAGAAUAAUAUUUAGGCAAUAACGUCUGCAUCUUCUAAAUCAUGAUAUUAAAGUCUGAGGACAAGAGUAUGUCCGGGAGCGAAAGCUGGCCUUUUUUCUACAAAUGCACUACAUUAAAGAUGUGCGACUUGUGCACCCUGUCCUGUUUGCAUUGCCCUGAGAGUCAGCGUGUACCCAUCUUCAUGUGCCUCCCCCUGCUGGGUGGGUGUGAGAGUGGACGGUGUGUAUGUGAUGUAGUGUGUGCGGAAGCAUCUCCCUACACUAGCACUAGCAGCCAGAGUUGUUACUAGGGCCUCUGUGGGAGAUCAUCUGGUGCUAAAUAUAACAAUUGCCAAGGAGGAAAAUACUGAAUUACUGCUAAGACUUAACCUUAAGACUAGUUGAUAAUUAAUACAGGUUUACAGCUCAUGCCUGUGGUUUUGUGUUUGUUGUUUCGUGUUUUUUUUUAGUGCAAAAGGUUUAAAUUUAUAGUUGUGAACAUUGCCUGUGUGUGUUUUUUAAGUAGAUUCACAAGAUAAUUAAAAAUUCACUUUUUCUCAGUAAAA